CCGACCGACAAUUUUGCGGAAGCUAUCUUUCUUCUCUGCGUCUUUCCUCAUUUCCCCCCAAAAUUAUGAACCCUAGUCCCCUCAAAAACAACCCUAAUUAGUUCAUUCUCGUUUCUGCUUUUAACUCCCCCAGUUCUCCUAGGGCGAGUUUUUUCAUCAAUUUUGCACCUGAAAUUUCAUAUUUAUCUCUCGGGGGAAAAAUCAAAGAUGGAUGGAAACAAAGAUGAUGCCUUCAAAUGCUUGAAAAUCGGGAAAGAAGCGUUGGACGCUGGAGAUCGAGCCCGUGCGCUCAAGUUCCUCUCCAAAGCACGUCGCCUUGACCCAACACUUCCCGUUGACAAUCUCAUAUCGCAAGCUGUCGAAAGAGAAUCCAACGAUCAACCCGCGCCGGAAUCUUCCAGCGCCACCCAAGAUCAUUCUGGUACUUCUCCAUCCAAGCCGUCUGAUCAACCCUCAAUUCGCCAUAGGUCUCGAUCAAAUGGGUCUGCUGCUUCUUCUUCUUCUUCGACGGCAGCAGUUGCAGAUUCUUACACUGAAGAACAAAUCGCGAUCGUGAAACAAAUCAAGAAAAAGAAGGAUUAUUAUGAAAUUCUGGGGUUAGAGAAAACUUGCUCCGUUGAAGAUGUUCGAAAGGCUUAUCGAAAACUCUCCUUGAAAGUUCACCCUGACAAGAACAAAGCUCCCGGGGCUGAGGAAGCGUUUAAGGCGGUUUCAAAAGCGUUUCAGUGUUUAAGCAAUGCAGAAAGUAGGAAAACCUAUGAUCUUGUAGGAUCAGAUGAACCUUCUUACGAAAGGAGAGCUUCAGCAUAUCGUGGUGGAGGCAAUGGAUUUAAUGGCUUCUAUGAUACCGAUUUUGACGCUGAUGAGAUAUUUAGGAGCUUCUUUGGUGGAAUGGCUCCUGCAAAUACUCAAUUUCGUACUUUCCAUUUUGGGCCUGGAAUGGGAGCUAGAACAGGGGAUCAGGGAUCUACUGGAUUCAAUAUCCGCACGCUGAUUCAGCUGUUGCCUGUUCUGUUAAUUCUCUUGUUGAACUUUUUGCCCUCUUCUGAGCCUCUUUUUUCGCUGUCCAGGUCGUAUCCUUACGAGUACAAGUUCACAACUCAAAAGGAUGUUAAUUAUUAUGUGAGAACGACUAAUUUUGAGCAAGAUUAUCCUGUUAAUAGUCCUGAGCGUGUAAGGAUCGAGGAGCUUGUUGAGAGAGAAUAUUAUAAGGUUUUGGCACAGAAUUGUAGGCUUGAGCUGCAGCGGCGGCAAUGGGGGUUUAUUCGUGAGAUACCACAUUGUGAGAUGUUGCAGAAGUUUCAGUCGGCAGCUUAAUCGCUUCCAUUAAGGUGGCAGACAAUGAAAAAGGCCACGCUUUUCAGUUUGAGCUCUCUGCUUUCUAUGCUAUGCAACGUCACAGCAAGAACGAUUGGAUUCACGAUUCCCUACUGGACAAUACUCGUGACACGAUGAAAUAUUUUUC
This is a messenger RNA of Hibiscus syriacus, 1465 nucleotides long. RefSeq names its product chaperone protein dnaJ 49-like. Gene Ontology annotation, molecular function: Hsp70 protein binding. Gene Ontology annotation, biological process: cellular response to misfolded protein. Lineage: Eukaryota; Viridiplantae; Streptophyta; Magnoliopsida; Malvales; Malvaceae. Gene Ontology annotation, cellular component: endoplasmic reticulum membrane. The transcript has 2 exons. Bases 208 to 1317 code for a protein of 369 amino acids. The record is from RefSeq and is a predicted model, not a curated record.